AUGGACAUGCAGCCGCAGCAUACGUGGCAGAAUUCUUUAUUUUGCGAGCAGAAUGUCAUGCCAUCUGAUGGAUUCUACGAUUUCGUUGAAGAAGAAGGCGAUCGACGAGCCGCUAACGUUCGCGAGAGAAAAAGAAUGUGCAGCAUAAAUGUGGCUUUCAUUGAGCUCCGCAACUACAUCCCAACAUUUCCCUUUGAGAAACGAUUAUCAAAGAUUGACACAUUGAACCUGGCUAUAGCUUAUAUAAAUAUGCUAGAGGAUGUUCUGAAAUCUCCAAUGGAUCCUCAUCGUUAUAUUCGUCGAUGCGUGGCUAUGUCUCGAAACAGUCAUCCCAAUGCACCUUCAUGGAGUACAAGUGGCAAGAAUUACUAA
Molecule: messenger RNA, 372 nt
Organism: Strongylus vulgaris
Lineage: Eukaryota; Metazoa; Nematoda; Chromadorea; Rhabditida; Strongylidae
Source: the annotation of a GenBank genome assembly